GCCAAGGGGCUGGGUGGUGUCCGGUCACUUAUGUAACCUGUGGGCAUAUAUAGGGGCACACGGCCCGUGGGACUCUGACCCACCUGCCAACUCUGCUCCCUCAAGAUGAAGGUGGCUGUGGGCCCAGACCCUUCCCUGGUCUACCGGCCCGAUGUGGACCCAGAGGCAGCCAAAGACAAGGGCAGCUUCCGAAACUACACCUCUGGCCCGCUGCUGGACCGUGUCUUUGCCACCUACAAGCUUAUGCACACGCAGCAGACCGUGGACUUCGUCAGGAAGAAGCACACCCAGUUUGGGGGCUUCUCCUACAAGAAAAUGACUGUGCUGGAGGCUGUGGCCAUGCUGGACGGGCUGGUGGACGAGUCGGACCCAGACGUGGACUUCCCCAAUUCCUUCCAUGCCUUCCAGACUGCUGAGGGCAUCCGGAAAGCCCACCCUGACAAGGACUGGUUCCACCUCGUGGGGCUGCUGCAUGACCUGGGGAAGGUCCUGGUUCUGGCAGGGGAGCCCCAGUGGGCGGUUGUUGGAGACACCUUCCCAGUUGGCUGCCGUCCCCAGGCCUCUGUGGUUUUCUGUGACUCCACCUUCCAGGACAACCCCGACCUCCAGGAUCCUCGAUACAGCACAGAGUUCGGCAUGUACCAGCCCCACUGUGGGCUAGAGAACGUCCUCAUGUCCUGGGGCCAUGAUGAGUACAUGUACCAGAUGAUGAAGUUCAACAAAUUCUCUCUCCCACCGGAGGCCUUCUACAUGAUCCGAUUCCACUCCUUCUACCCUUGGCACACGGGUGGCGACUACCGGCAGCUGUGCAGUGAGCAGGACCUGGCCAUGCUUCCCUGGGUGCAGGAGUUCAACAAGUUUGACCUCUACACCAAGUGUCCAGGUCUGCCGGAUGUGGACGAGCUGCGGCCCUACUACCAGGGGCUCAUUGACAAGUACUGCCCUGGUGUGCUGAGCUGGUGACCGGCCUGCCCUCCCUGCCCAGGCCUGGUCAGGUGCCCUGGGGUGACAGCCACGGUUGGGGGGACUCCACGUGCACAUCUGCGGUCAACACUCCCUGUCCUGGUGGCCACUCUGCCCAGUGGCAAUAAAGACCUUGAAGCAGCUUA
Molecule: messenger RNA, 1109 nt
Organism: Neofelis nebulosa (Clouded leopard)
Lineage: Eukaryota; Metazoa; Chordata; Mammalia; Carnivora; Felidae
Gene: MIOX
Product: myo-inositol oxygenase
Exons: 10
Coding region: 106-963 (285 amino acids)
Biological process (GO): inositol catabolic process
Cellular component (GO): cytoplasm
Molecular function (GO): iron ion binding; inositol oxygenase activity
Source: RefSeq, a predicted model, not a curated record